AUGAAAGCCGCCGACAUUGUAGGUCCUCGCCUUGCUGAGGUGCUCCCAGCAACAGACAAGCACUGGAUCCGGACGCCGCAUCUCCUGCGCCUAAACCUCCUCUUGCUCGUACCGCUCCUUUCGUCUGCCGUCGCCGGCUAUGACGGCUCUCUCAUGAACGGACUCCAAUCGCUGUCAGCAUGGAGAACCUCGUUCGACAACCCACAUGGCGCGGUGCUGGGCAGCAUCAACGCAGCGCAAUCGAUCGGCUCGAUCCUGGCGCUUCCCUUCACGAGCACCCUGACCGACACCCACGGGCGGAAGCGCGUCCUCGUCGCCGGGCUCGUCGGCGUCGUCAUCGCAACCGCGAUCCAGGCGUCGGCGCGCUCGCUCGCCCAGUUCAUCGUCGCCAGGCUGCUGGUUGGCGCCGCCAACAUGUUCGUCGUCCAGCCCGCACCGCUGCUGAUCGCCGAGCUGGCGUUUCCGACCCAUCGCGCGCGCUACACCGCCGUCGUCUGGUGCGUGUACUAUCUGGGCGCGAUCGUGGCGAGCUGGGCGACGUACGGGGCGGCGGGGCUGGGGGGGCCGUGGGCCUGGCGCCUCCCGACGCUGCUGCAGGCCGCGUUUCCGUGUCUGCAGUUGGCGUUUGUGAAGUGGGUUCCUGAGUCGCCGCGGUGGCUCGUUGCGCAAGAGCGAACGGACGAGGCCGCGCGCCUGCUGGCCCAACACCACGCCGGUGGGGACGCGGGCAGCGCGCUCGUCGUGUUCGAAGUCGACGAGAUUGUGCGCACGAUUCGACAGGAGCAAGCCGCGCGCGCGACGCGGUGGAGUACGCUGAUCACCUCGCCAGGGAACCGCAGACGCCUCUUCAUCGCGCUCUGUCUCGGCGUCUUCGGGCAGUGGAACGGCAUCGGUGUCGUAAGCUACUACCUGACGCUCGUGUUGGACUCGAUCGGUAUCACGGCCUCGAGCGACCAGACGCUCAUCAACGGCCUGUUGCAGGUCUUCAACUUCGCCGCCGCCUUGUCCGCUGCGUUUCUCGUGGAUCGCCUGGGCCGCCGCUUCCUCUUCCUCUGGUCCGGGAUCGGCAUGCUGGCUUCGUAUGUUGUGUGGACGGCGUGUUCGGCCGUGAACAACACGACGGGCGACAAGGCCGCCGGCGUCGUCGUCGUCGUCUGCCUCUUCGCCUUCUACUUCCACUACGACAUCGCGUACACGCCGCUGCUGCUCUCCUAUCCCACCGAGCUCUUCCCCUACAGCCUGCGCAGCAAGGGCAUAACAUGCGAAUUACUGUGCGCAUACUCGUCGCUGGUCCUUGCGGCCUUUGUGAACCCGAUCGGCAUGGACAAUAUCGGUUGGCACUAUUACAUUGUCUUCUGCUGCCUGCUCGUGCUAUUCCUGGCCGUCACGUACCUGACUUUCCCCGAAACAAAGGGCCACAGCCUCGAAGAGAUCGCCGAGUUGUUUGAUGGUCCAAGUGCGCUGCGAGAUAAGGAGAAGGCCGUGAUUGGCAAAGCGAACUACAAAUCCAAGGGUAGUGCUGACGUCUGCGCCGAGCAUGUCGAAGUCGUUGCAUGA
Aplosporella prunicola CBS 121167 is the source of this 1557-nucleotide messenger RNA. RefSeq lists its product as uncharacterized. The record is from RefSeq and is a predicted model, not a curated record. Gene Ontology annotation, biological process: carbohydrate transport; transmembrane transport. Gene Ontology annotation, cellular component: membrane. Gene Ontology annotation, molecular function: carbohydrate:proton symporter activity. The transcript has 3 exons. NCBI's taxonomy places the organism in Eukaryota, Fungi, Ascomycota, Dothideomycetes, Botryosphaeriales, Aplosporellaceae. Bases 1 to 1557 code for a protein of 518 amino acids.